AUGAGUGACCCAGUCAAUUCUGCAGACCUGGUGACGGUGGCUCAGGCUCACGUCCCUAAGCAGUCUUUGGAUAGCCCAGUGAAGGAAACGCAGACUUCUGUGGUUUUCAUAUCCCCAAACCUUGACAGUGAGGGCCGCGAGAUUCCUACUAAUGAGGAAGGGCGUACCCUUCGUCGUGUCGCGGGCAAAGUCCAUUGGACUGCCUACACCAUUGCCUUUGUCGAGCUCUGCGAGCGUUUCUCCUACUAUGGAACCACUGCUGUCUUUGUCAACUUCAUACAGCAGCCUCUUCCGGAUGGUUCGGCCACUGGCGCUGGCCAUAGUGGACAGUCUGGUGCCUUGGGUAUGGGCCAGAGAGCCUCUACUGGUCUGACAACCUUCAAUACCUUCUGGUGUUACCUAAUGCCUAUUCUCGGUGCGUAUAUUGCAGAUGAAUUCUGGGGUCGACUGAAGACGAUUCAAGUGUCCAUUGCCUUUGCAAUGGUUGGACAUAUUAUCCUGAUUGUCUCUGCCUUACCUCCUGUGAUCGCCCACCCUCAUGGUGCUUUGGGUUGUUUCGCUGUCGGUCUGGUGAUCUUCGGAAUAGGUGUCGGAGGUUUCAAGUCAAACAUCGCGCCCUUGAUCGCCGAGCAGCACAAAGAAACGAGAUCCUUCAUCAAGGUGAUCCCCAAGACUGGCGAGCGUGUAAUUGUGGACCCUGCUCAGACAAUCACUCGCAUCUUCUUGUACUUCUACUUCAUGAUCAACAUCGGCGCCUUGGUUGGCUCGAUUGCUAUGGUCUACGCUGAGAAGUACGUCGGGUUUUGGCUCGCGUUCCUUCUCCCGACGGUCAUGUUUGCUGUCUGCCCUGCAGUGAUUCUCAUCUGCCGCAACAAGUACGAAGUCACACCCCCGACUGGCUCGGUUUCCGCCAAAGCCUUCAAGCUCUGGGCAUUUGCUCUGCGAGGCCGCUGGUCCUGGAACCCAGUGAAAUUUGUUCAGAACUGCAGGUCGCCUGACUUCUGGGAGAAUGUGAAACCCAGCAAGGUCCGAAAUAAGCCAGAGUGGAUGACAUUCGAUGACCAGUGGGUCGACGAGGUACGCAGAGCUGUCAAAGCUUGCGCUGUGUUUCUCUGGUAUCCCGUUUACUGGCUGGCCUACGGACAAAUGACCAACAACCUGACCUCCCAGGCCGCCACGAUGGAACUGCACGGUGCUCCCAACGACCUCAUCAAUAACCUGGAUCCUCUCGCGCUGAUCAUCUUCAUCCCCAUCAUGGACCAGCUCAUCUACCCCGGCAUCCGCAAGCUAGGGUUCAACUUCACCCCGCUGAAGAAGAUCUAUGUGGGCUAUAUCAUCGCCUCGAUGUCCAUGAUCGCAGCCGCCGUUACGCAGUACUACAUCUAUAAGAUGAGUCCCUGCGGCGACCAUCCCAGCGACUGUGAUAGCCCGGCGCCGAUUAACGUCUGGGUUCAGACCCUGCCGUAUGUCCUGAUUGCGUUUUCGGAAAUCUUCACCUCGAUCACAGGCUACGAGUAUGCAUUCACCAAGGCGCCUAAGAACAUGAAGAGCUUGGUCCAAUCCCUCUACCUCUUCAUGAAUGCAAUUUCCUCCGCAAUCCAGCAAGGGCUCACAGCGCUCUCCACCGACCCGCUCCUCAUCUGGAACUAUGGAUUCGUGGCCGUCCUGGCUUUCGUGGCCGGUAACCUCUUCUACCUGACCCAUUACCAGACCGAUUUGGAGGAGGACCGGCUCAACAACCUCGAGGCCUCGGCUUAUCUGGGCACUAAUCCGGGGGCUCGCAAUGAGAAGAUCGAUCCGGAGCACCAGGUGACUGCGUGA
This is a messenger RNA of Aspergillus clavatus NRRL 1, 1821 nucleotides long. RefSeq names its product putative MFS peptide transporter. Gene Ontology annotation, molecular function: dipeptide transmembrane transporter activity. Gene Ontology annotation, biological process: oligopeptide transport; transmembrane transport. NCBI's taxonomy places the organism in Eukaryota, Fungi, Ascomycota, Eurotiomycetes, Eurotiales, Aspergillaceae. Bases 1 to 1821 code for a protein of 606 amino acids. Gene Ontology annotation, cellular component: membrane. The transcript has 7 exons. The record is from RefSeq and is a predicted model, not a curated record.